This is a messenger RNA of Dermatophagoides farinae (American house dust mite), 1917 nucleotides long. The record is from RefSeq and is a predicted model, not a curated record. NCBI's taxonomy places the organism in Eukaryota, Metazoa, Arthropoda, Arachnida, Sarcoptiformes, Pyroglyphidae.
CAUUUCAAUGAUAAAAUUUUUAGUUUAACUUAAUGUAGCGUUGAUAGCAUUCAAAACAGGAUCCUGUAUAUUGUUAUCGCAAUAGAUAUUUUGGGCGUCAUCAUUGAUGUCUACAUUUGUGUAUUUCUCACUCUCUUUAUUGAGCAACAAUUAUCCAAACUUGUGCAACUGAUGCCUAUGUUGAAAGAGCUGUGGUUUUACACGUUAAAACUAACAAAAAAAAAAAAAUCCGUAUAUGGAAAUACAUAUUGAAUUACUGGCAGCUGCGUGUAUAUUCUUGCGGGAUUUUGAAAAACAAAACUGAUAUCCUUUGUAUUGAUUUUCAUAGAAAAUUUUUCUAUCUCUACAAAAUUUUAUUCAAAAUAGUGAUACAAUCGUUUAUCAUGGAAAUUCAAGAUGUUCCUGAUAGUGAGAGGCCGUUACAACCAAAUAGAACUUCAACGCGUCGAAAAAACAUGGGGUUCUGGUCGAGAACAUUGUUUCAGCGAAUAUUCUUACAAUCUCUUUGUCGAUUGAUAAUCUAUUUGAAUAAGAUUUACCAAGAUUUUGGAGCUGUUAAUACAUAUCAUUCUGAACAUGCGCUAUAUUUUGAAAUAAUUUCAUUACUUUGCUUGAUACUUCCAUCAAUGAUAUUCGCCAUUUAUCAAAGUUUUGCCGAAUUUAUCAAGAAUGAAAAUUUCAAUGCAAAAGCCAUCAUUACUAAAUUUGUAAAUGGAUUAUUAUUGAUUCCAUGGCAAAUGAAAAGAUAUCUGGAUGGGCUAUAUUUUUCAUCUCAAAAUCUUUGCUCUUUCCGGCAAGCAAAAGAUGAUGAAAAGGAAAAUUUUUUUUUCGUAAAUCGUAAUGCAGAAACGUUAGAAUUUUUCGAAGAUUUCUAUGCCGGAUUCAUUCAAGUAGUCAUGCAGAUUUACAUUCUGUCAGUCGAAACAAACAACAAAUAUUCAUUUAUCAUUGGAGAAGUAAUCGGUUCUGCUUUGUCCAUUUUUUCCAUGCUCAUUGCCAUUCGCCGAAGAGAUGAUGGAAUUCUGACUGGUUUUUUAUCUUUAGUAGGAUGGACUUCAAUGUUCGCAAGUCGUAUUUUAGUGUUUGCUUUGGCCGCUAUUAUCAUCAAACAAUGGAUCGUUGUCUUGUGUUUAGUUCAUGUUAUUGGUUUCACCAUUUGGGUUUAUAAGAUCGCAAUGGAAGCAUUGGAGGAAAUGGAUACACAAGCUGAUCGAUCGAAGAAAAGAGGUUUUAGUACCGCUGUAUUGAUUUUCUUUUUCUUUGGUCUUCCAUCAUUGGUCAUGUGGCCUUACAUGUUUUAUUUGAAAGAAAAACAACGCCCAAUGCGAUUUUUAUUCAUAGUAUUCAUUGAGAACACCAUUCUUGUUUCAUUAUGGUUUGGUCUUCAUUCAACCAAAGCCAAUACAGAUAUUUAUUGGUUAAUGGCUGUUAUUGUAACUACCGUUGUGGCAACCUUAUUCCUAUCGCUAUAUUUCUGUUGUAAACCAUCAAAAGUUGAUCAAGUUGUUUUAUAUGAUAUGCGAUAUUCCGACACCGAGUCAUUUGGCAUUUAUUUCGAAUUCUGUGACAUUGUUUUCAACUUAAAGGUGGAAAAAGAAGUGAAAGAAUUGUUGGAUAUUAUACGGGAAAAACCAGAAUUGACUCAUCCACGUUACCGACAGCAACAACAACAACAACAGGUAGCACAGCCUACAGCUCCUGAAAUUGAUCGACAGUCACCAUGAUAAUUACAAAUCCAAUUGCUGAUAUAAGACAUGUGAUACACCAUUGGUAUUUCAUCACAGAAUUUUUAUUUUUGUAUAUAAAUUCAAACAAAAACCCACAAAAAAAUACUCCCACAAUUCAUAUUUUUCAGAAACUAUUCAUUUCAUGUUAAUGUUUGCAAAUUGAAACAAUUAAAAAUUGAGUUAUCAAUAA